AGAAGGUGAAGACGACGGAAAACAUAACUUGUGCAACAGAGAAAGGGCAAAUCGUAAAAUCCCCAGAUUUUCUUUCCAUCCAAAUACACCUCUUCCUCUGUGGUUUAUCAUCCCCACUGUUUCAUCUGUAUCUAUUAUAAUUAUUAUCCUAAAAAAUUAUCUCCUCCCUAAUUUUCGCUCGCUUUCCAGGAAGAAAAAAGAUCACCUUCUGCAAUCGUUCCCUAACAAAGCUAUCGAAAGAAUGAUACCUGUUAUAAGCGACGGCGAUGAGUUUGAUAAAGGAUCGGAUAAAAUCGAAGAGAAAGCUAGUGUUUCUACUGAUGAAGCUAUCGAUAGCCGAAACGAAGACAGUAGAUUGAACUUGGGAGUUUCUAACGAAGAAGGUAGGGUUUCUGCAAUGGAACACGAUUUUAGGGUUUCAGAGAACAAUAUAUCUGAGGUUAGGGAGAGUAAUGCUGAUAGCGUAGGUAAGGUAAUAGGUGGCGAAUCUAGAAUUAUUUGUGUAAAUGAUCGAGUGGAUGAACAAGUUGCAAUGGCAAAUGAUGAGAAUUAUAGAAUAGGGAAUUCAGAGAAGGGUACUGGUUUAGACUAUAAGUCCUUGUUAUCCGAGUUUGAUGAUUAUGUAGCCAAUGAUAGAAUUGGUGGAGGGACUUCAAGGGCAUUGAGUUAUGGGUUUGAAGUGGGUGAUAUGGUUUGGGGAAAGGUGAAAUCUCAUCCGUGGUGGCCUGGUCAUAUAUUUAAUGAAGCCUUUGCAUCUCCAUCUGUACGUCGUACGAGGAGGGAGGGGCAUGUGUUGGUUGCUUUCUUUGGGGAUAGUAGCUAUGGAUGGUUUGAUCCGGCUGAGCUUGUCCCUUUUGAUCAUCAUUUUUUUGAGAAAUCACAACAGACAAACUCGAGGAUUUUUGUGAAGGCUGUGGAGGAGGCAAUCGAUGAGGCUAGUCGGAGGCAUGGUCUUGGUUUGACUUGUAAAUGUAGGAACCCAUUUAAUUUUCGUCCCACAAAUGUCCAAGGGUACUUUGCAGUUGAUGUGCCUGAUUAUGAACCAAAUGGGAUUUAUUCUGUGAAUCAGAUAAGGAAUGCAAGAAAUAGUUUUAAGCCCAGUGAGACCCUCUCAUUUUUGAAACAAUUGGCAUCAGCCCCUGUAGCUUAUGACCAGCAAAGCAUUGAGUUUUUGAGGAAUAAGGCUACUGUUUCUUCUUUUCGUAAGGCUGUGUUUGAGGAAUAUGAUGAGACAUAUGCACAAGCUUUUGAAGCGCAUCCUUCACGACCUUCCCACCAAGCUGUUAAUGCCCCAGCACGAUCUUCUAAGGAGGCACCACGAGCUCCUUUGAGUGGGCCAAUGGUGAUUGCAGAAGCAUUGGGUGGUGGAAAGAGUUCUACAAAACCCAUAAAAGUUAAGGACCAUUCAAAGAAAGACAGAUACUUAUUCAAACGAAGAGACGAAGCAGCUAGUUCUACAAUGCAAUCUACUUACAGAGAGGGAUCACCAACAUUUGGGGCUGGGGAUUAUGUCCUACAGAAGAGGGCUCCAGUUUCUCAAAUUCCUGUACAACAAGAGCAUACUGUUGUUGUGAGCAGGGAUGGUGUAAGUUCAAGUGGAGAUUUAUCCAGAAGUGCAGUUGCAUCUGUAAACCAGAUUUCAUCAGCCAAUGCUGUUGCUGAAGAUGUAAAGCCAUUUUUGAAUAAAAUUGAUGGUGGGCUGCCAUCUUCUCAGCGCGAAGGUGAUGUUAUAUUUGACCUGAAACCUGAGGGUGGAAAAUUGUCCCCAUACGAUGGAGUUAAGAAACAUGAUAUGGAUUCUACUGCAAAACUGGAAGGAGGCCAGGGAUUAGAUCAAAUUCAAGAUGGUCUCACUGGUGGGCAUCCUUUGGUUGAUAUAAAGCGCUCUGGUGGUAUGAGUGCUGAGGGUGGGUUGAAGAAAGUGAAAAAACGAACUUCAGCAGAUAUAGGUGCUGAGAACUCUGCUUUGGUGGAGAAAAAGAAGAAGAAAAAGAAGAACGAAGCUGGAUCAAAAACAAACUCUGAUAAACCAAAGAAGCCUUCUCUCCUUGGAAAAGGUGGGGCUAAAUCUGCCCACAUUGGUUUGGGUCCUAGAAACAAGUCUCAGGUGAACCAGCAGAAGAAAGAUGUUGAUCCUACACAUCUCUCACUCAAUUCUGUUGGGGCUUCCACCACCGUUGGUAUGGGAAAUUCUGGGCUUGAACUUGCACAACUACUAAGCGAUUUACAUGCUUUGGCUCUUGAUCCCUUUCAUGGCGUGGAAAGGAAUAACCCAACAAUUGUUAAGAGGUUCUUUUUACGUUACCGAUCACUUGUUUAUCAGAAAAGCUUGGUUGUGUCGCCACCAUCUGAGACAGAUCCUGGUGAACCCCUUUCUGGUAAACCUCCUUUGCUUGGAACCUCUGACAACUAUGGCAAGGAGAAUGUUAGAGACUCAACUCCAAAACCAGCAAGACCCCUUGCAGGACCUGAUGAUCCGACAAAAGCUGGACUGAAGCGUCCCCCAUCUGAUCGUCAAGAAGAAAUUGCUGCAAAGAGGUUGAAAAAGAUUACUAAGUUGAAAUCAUUAGCUGCAGAGAAGAAGGGCAAUCUGAGAACUUCGGAAGCUCCAAAAGUUGAAGUUAAAGAAAAGCCAGCUGCAGGUCCCCCAGGAAGACCACUCAAAAAACCAGAUUCUGCAAGGAAAAUGGAGCUUCCACCUAGGGCUGUUGAGCCUACAAUGCUGGUUAUGAAGUUUCCUCCUGAAGUAUCACUUCCAUCAGUUGCACAACUAAAGGCAAGAUUUGGACGCUUUGGCUCGUUAGAUCAGUCAGCAAUUCGUGUGUUUUAUAAGUCGUCAACGUGUCGUGUUGUGUUCAGACACAAGAUAGAUGCACAGGCAGCUUAUAGAUAUGCUAAUGGAACUAAUUCCCUAUUUGGCAAUGUGAAUGUGAGAUACCAUCUUCGAAGUGUGGAAGCUCCUACAGCAGAAGCACUAGAUUCUGAUAAGGGACGAGGAGACACUACUGGUGAAACCAUACCAGUCAAGGAUCCUGUAGUUGAACGAUCAGCGUCGGUGCUUGCACAGCAGCCUAUUCUGCAACCAACAGUCCAGCUGAAGUCCUGCCUGAAGAAGCCAACAAGUGAAGAGGCGGGGCAGGCAACUGGCAGUAACGGCGGUAGGGGUGCAGCCCGUGUAAAAUUCAUGUUGGGUGGGGAAGAAACUAGUAGGGAUCAAUUGUUGGUUGGUAAUAGACACAACUUCAACAACAAUCCUGGUUUUGCCGAUACUGCUGCACCUUCUGUUGCAAUGGAAUUUAAUACUAAGAACUUUCAAAAGGUCAUUCCUCAAUCUUUGUCUUCAUUUCCUGUUAACCCCCCCAUUUCUCAAUUCGAGAAAGCCCCCUCCGAAGUGGCUCCCAGAAAUGCUCACAAUCUUAAUACACAAACCACCACCCCACCAGCUAGUAACACUAGCAUGGAUAUUUCACAGCAGAUGCUAAACCUUCUGACAAAGUGCAACGAUGUCGUAACCAAUGUAACGAGCAUGUUGGGCUAUGUGCCUUACCAUCCUCUUUGAAUAAAAGAAAGUCAACCCAAAUUAAUGUUCGAUCAAAAUCAAAGAGACGACGAUGCAUGGUUUUCCCCAAAGCUGCUGCCAGGAAAGGCAGCAAUGAACCACAAAUGCCGUGGGGGUUUCAAGAGAGUGCAAUCAAGAAAAGAAUCCAUUUGUGGGUUAUAAAAUUAUAUGUACCCUUUUGUUGGAAGUGUUGGAUACAUCCGGUUGUGUACUUGCAUGGCAGUGCCCUGCGCUGUUUUUCCAUAGCCUUUCUCCUCUGCCCCCAUUGAACUGAUUCUGUGUUUUGUUUUAUGUUACGAGUAAUGGAUUAGUAAAUGCCA
Molecule: messenger RNA, 3879 nt
Organism: Hibiscus syriacus
Lineage: Eukaryota; Viridiplantae; Streptophyta; Magnoliopsida; Malvales; Malvaceae
Exons: 4
Coding region: 242-3559 (1105 amino acids)
Source: RefSeq, a predicted model, not a curated record